CAAGUAUACACUCGAACCAACUACAAAGAGAGAGGCAGAGAGAGGGACCACGAAAGACUCAAAGCGACCGAAAUGAAACGCCAAACAGCGACCAGGAGACGCAAAUCAACUGAAAGGUCCAAAAACAGCUAAAUGGCAGCUAAAUGGCAUAAAAUGAUGUAAAACGAUUACCAAGAAAUGGACAGUCACGUGAUACAAAAUGACCAGAAAUACAUACAAAACGGCCACAAACAGACACUAGAAAAUACAGAUGACAACCUCGUUUCAAAAGUUCCUAAACCUGGCCCUGGCGUCCUCCCUCCCUGUUGCUUGGGCGUUCAUGUGUAUGUGAGAGAUGAGAAGAGGUAUGCUGUGCUGUUCCAGUCAGUGGUUCUGCCAUGUCAGUACACCAGUGUGUCCACCCAGACCCCCGUGGUACAGUGGGUGUACAAGUCGUACUGCCGCGACCGCACGCGGGAUUCCUUCAGCUUUCCUGACAACCUGGGUGGAGGCCUGGGAGGAGGUGGGCUGUCGGGUGGAACCGGAGGAGCCAGCAGAGGGUAUGAGACGGGGAUGACAGCUAGCUACCUCGACUGCUCUGACAACAGCCGAACGGUCCGAACUGUGGCUUCCAUCUCGGGCUCCUCAAUCACACUGUCAGAGUACUACAAGAACAGAGACAUCUCCAUUAUCAACAAGGCAGACCUGCGAAUAGGAGAGGUCCAGUGGGGAGACAGUGGAGUUUACAUCUGCAAAGUGGUCAUAUCUGAUGAUCUAGAGGGACAGAACGAAGCCUCUGUGGAGCUGCUGGUUCUGGGUUUCUCAGGUGUUCCUGAAGAUCUUCUGCCAGACUUUGAUUUGAAGAUUAUGCCAGAAUGGGUGUUUGUGUCGGCGGUGGCGCUGGGCAGUGUGUUGUUCCUGCUGUUGGUUGGGGUUUGUUGGUGUCAGUGCUGUCCUCACUCCUGCUGCUGCUACGUCAGCUGCUGGUGUUGCCCCGACACAUGCUGCUGCCCCAGACACCUGUACGAGGCAGGUAAGGGUAUAAAGACAGGCACCUCCACCCCUCAGACACCUGCCUACCCUCCAUACUUUGUCUCUGGUGUCCCGACCAUGGUCCCUAUCGCUCCCCCCUCCCUAGUGGACAAGAUGUCUUCUAUCCCCGCCUCAGAUGGCAGCCUACUCACAGCAGUGCCGAUGCAUGCUGUAGGGGUUCCCUACCGCGUGCCCACACCUCAGGAUCAGGACUCUCUCAGGGUGCUACAAUAUGUAGAGAAACAACUGGCUCACUUCAACCCUGCCAGGUCCAUCAGCCACCAGUCCUGUAGUCUGUCUGAGCUGAGCUCACUUCAUGAGGGAGAAACCGGCUUCCGCCAAACAUACCGAAACAUCCAGAAGAAAGCUCUGCCCACCAUCCCAGACCACGACCCUCAGCCUGAAUCCCAGCGCCACCGUGACAACCACAGCCCGGAGCCACAGCGUUACCGCGACAACCCAGCUUCACCCCAGCAUUAUCGUGACAACCCCAACUCAGAGCCCCGGCGGUGCCAGGACGAGCCUCUUCCUCCGCGACGGUACAGCGACGACCCUCCGUCCUCCUCACAGUCACGCAGGCUUGGCCGUAAUCAACAGCAGCAGAACCACAACGAGGAGGACAGCCACAACAGGUGGAACCCACGUUCAGAACAUCUGCAGAGAAAGACAUACCGUACUGCAGGACGCACCGGCUCACUGGAGGAGCUAGAGGAGUUUGCUGCUUCUUACAAGCAAAGAGGAGGCAGAGGGGCAGAGAGGAGGGAAGAAGAACGGGGAGACUAUGAGAUGGAGUUUCUGGAGUUCAGUCGAUAUCCCUCCUACCGCGAUGCUCCACCUCAGCAUUACCAUAGUGAUGACAAUGAGCUCGAAGACAGCAGCAGGGACCGUGAAGAUCACCCUAGACGGAACAAGAAAAAUGCACACAAUAUAAGCCCACUACCUUCACCCAAAAAGAGGAGAGGCACUUGGGAUAGUGAGCGUCCUGUUCCACCUCCUCCCAGAGUCAGUCCGCCAUCAACGUCCUCUCAAGAGAAGGACUACGAUAGCACGUUCCUGAACAGCCUGCUGGAGCGAAAAGCUAAGUUGCGUGGGGUUGGCCAGGGGAAGAGUGGAGCCCGGGGUGAGGGAGAUUCAGACACACCCUCAAAGGGCAGUUCAAAAAAGAGCAGUGGGGAAUCUAGUCGGCACUGCAGCCGCUCACCUAGUAACAGGCCCGAGGCAGAUUCACUGCCCCCUUACUCAGACACAGAGCGAAGCAGAACUGACAGGCCAUCUCCACGGCCACUCCCCACAAACACACGCUCCUCUCAGCCUCCUGCCCAUUCCCUCCCUGGUCGUAGAGAAGAACCCAGAGACAAAUCCCGGAAAGUGAGCACUCUUCUCAGCCGAGAUUCCCUCAUCGUCUGAUUGACUGAAAGCCACAGAGACUGAAAUCUUCGAGCAGACAGGGCAUAUGUCCGUGAAAUUCUACAGGAAGUGCACAUGAGCUGAUACAAGAUGAUGGAAUUGACUUUGAGCGUGGAAAGCUGAAUCAGUGGAAGAAAUGAACAACAGAUACGCUUUUAUUAUUGAGACUGUUACUGGGGCUUUCUGUCUGUGACGUCACUGAGUGAUGAAGUCACCGCUCAGUUUCUGUCACCAGCUGCCUCAUAUAUAUCUCAGCUGGACUAAUGUUGAACUAAUGCGGGCUUGGUGUAUGACCUGGGCUGUCUCUCAGAGCAGGACACUGUUGGUCUCCCCUCGUCCCUUUAUAAAAGGCUCUGAAGCAGAGAGACUUACUUUACGCUUCUGGCACAAUGAGUCCAUUCAUUUCCAUUUGAUGGGAUAUCUUCAUUUAUAAAGCUCAGUUGUAGAAUAGAAGGUAUAUGACAACACCAUUAUUGUAAAGGACAUACUGUAGCUUCAGUUGUAUGACAAUACACACACUGUGUUGUUCAGUAACAUAUUCAGGGACUAAAGUGCCUAAUUCAGAAGGUUUUCACAAGGACACUGCAAUGUUAACUAAAGCUGGAGGUAGUAACCAACAUUACCAAAUGUUGAUUUAAUAUGUAUCUACAGGGAGGAGGGACAUAAUAAUGUGAACACCUCAUGGAAAAGGACAGUAACGCUUUAAAAUCACAUUAAACCUACAAUAUGCAAGCUCUGGAAAUCAAGCUAGCACUAGCGUGAGGCUGGAGAGCACACACUAUUCCACUCAGCGUCUUUCUGCUCUGUUAAGAUAAUUUUUAAUAUUUUUUUGAAUGGAUCAGAUGACUAUAUGUAAUGUGAAAGAUGUGACUGGUGGUGACAAAUAAUCGUCUGACUCCCUUCAGUUCCAUAGAGCAUUGUAGAAUCUUACAGCUCGUUAUUUUGUUUUCACCGCCCACAAAUUUGCUGUUUUGGCUCACAACUCUCAUCAGUGUUGUUUCCUGCUGCAGCAGGCAGAUGUUUUCAGCAAAAGUGCUCUAAUAAACUGGCUACACUCUACCCUCUCACCACCAAAGGGCGGACAGACACAGUUAGAGGCUAGCUGAACUAGCAUUUAAUAGUUCAAAGAGGCUCAUAUUUCACUCAAAAGUUGCAGGGAGACUAAAACAGAGUUAAAAGGGCAAAUAUUGGACUUAAUCCAUCAGGUGGACAGAAACACAACUCCAUAGUAGUUUCAGUGUUGAUCUGUGCCAGCUGAAUAUAAAUUUGUUUGCCGUAACAAAUGUAUACGGUGAUAAUAUGUCAGUUGUGUUUACAGCUUGUUCUGCUGCCUCAUUAUAUCAAGAACUCAAUUAAUACUGCUUUAAGUAAGGUUUAAAACCAUGAGACAGCAUUUAUCAGCUAAAAAAGAAAACUUUUUGAUUUUUAUCAGUUUACAUUUAAAAAUUUUAAAAGUAACGUAAGACGGAAAACAAAGCUAUGCAGAGGCCAAAUAAUCAGUGCCCAAAUUGCAGGAGUGCCAGACAGAAAGUGGUGAAUUUAUCUUAAUGGGAGUUAUUUUGACAGUAUAUGUGCCAACAGCAAUCUGCACUGACAAAGUACUAAACUAAUGAGGGUAUCAACUAAUCCUGCUAACAGCUCACUGACCUGAUAUCAUCCAUAUUUGCAGUGGGGGGUUUGUUACUUCUAAAUUCAGGUUCUUCUUCAUGAAGCAGUGACAUUAUUUUGUCUCUGCCUCCGUAUGUCAGUGGAGCUUUUCAUCUUCUAUAAAACACAUAGAGUUUAUACAAAGUAACUGUUUCCUCUGAGGGACUAAAACCUGAAAUGUUGUAUUUCUUUAAUAAACUUUUAAGGUAUUGAACAGCCACUUGCCAAGAACAUGUUUGUACUAAAGUAUGAAAACAUUUUUAUAUGUAAACUCAAACUAUUUAUGUGUGAGGUGUGAUAUGACCGUUGUAAUUUGUACAUGAUAUUGUUUGUCUAAGUGCUCCAGUGUGACUGUGUACAUAAGUUGAAAUGUCUUUGAUUUGAUCACUGUAAUUCUGCCUUUUUUUAUCACUGCUGAGUCAACAGCUAAACCAGCACCUUCAUGUGUUAUCUAACAGUCUCACGCACACAUGCACAAGACACACAUUAACAUACUGGUUUUGGACAUCUGUCAGUUGUGUUACUUCUGUUCUAACAUUACACCGUACAGUAUUUCAUUACUCCUGCUUCCAUGGUGGGUUGGCUUGAGGAAGGUCUUUGGUUAGUGUUUAAUUUUCUUCUAUUGUUUGGUACUGACAACUGUAUGUGUGUGUGUGUGUGUGUGUGUGUGUGAGUGUGAGGGAGAGAGAGAAAGAGAGAGAGAUGAGUCUUUACUUUUCUGUAAAGGAGACAAUGUGUAAUUGAGUAUGACUCAUGUCUUUGUUCAUUGUUGUAACCACAGACUGCCUGUCUUCACAGCACAGCUGUGUCAAAACUCACAUAUCAGUCCUGCCAGCUCAACCACAGAAAUCUGCACUGUUUUGUCAUCCACAUAAAGAAUCUGUUGCAACA
Messenger RNA from Lates calcarifer (barramundi perch), 4956 nucleotides. Its product is annotated as immunoglobulin-like domain-containing receptor 2. Gene Ontology annotation, biological process: pancreas development. Gene Ontology annotation, cellular component: membrane. The record is from RefSeq and is a predicted model, not a curated record. NCBI's taxonomy places the organism in Eukaryota, Metazoa, Chordata, Actinopteri, Centropomidae. Bases 178 to 2418 code for a protein of 746 amino acids. The transcript has 10 exons.